Messenger RNA from Oldenlandia corymbosa var. corymbosa, 2767 nucleotides. Lineage: Eukaryota; Viridiplantae; Streptophyta; Magnoliopsida; Gentianales; Rubiaceae. The record is from the annotation of a GenBank genome assembly.
CUCCUUUAAAUACACUUAUCUUAGCCCCCAGAAUGCAGGAAGAUUUGUUCCAUAUUCAAAACUCAAAGAAUUAACAGAUCUGAAAUGGAUAUCAUCACCAUUCUUUCAUCCCUUGCUUUCUAUUUCCUCAUCUUCUGGUUAUGCAAUUAUGUAAUCAUCUCAAAAUUAAGGUCCAGGGGAUCAGGCAAAGUUCCUCCAGGGCCUUAUCAGUUCCCGAUUAUUGGUAAUCUUCAUCAAAUUGGCUCAAAGCCUCAUCGCUCGUAUGCAAAACUGUCCGAGAUUUAUGGCCCGAUCAUGUCUGUUAGGCUUGGAACCAAGCAAACCGUUGUUGUGUCAUCCGCCGAAAUCGCCAGAGAAGUGUUACAGAAAAAUGAUCAGAUUUGCUCCAGCCGUGGCAUACCAAUCGUCAUGCACUCAUUUAAUCAUCACAAUGUCUCCAUGGUCUGGCUCCCGGCUUCUACCCGGUGGCGAAACAUCCGUAAAAUGAGUAAAGAGCACAUUUUUUCGACGCACAGUCUGGAUGUUAGCCAAGCUCUUCGUCAGGAAAAGCUGAAAGAAUUGCGUGAUUAUGUGAAGAGUUGCAGCAGUAGCGGGAAAACAGUCGACAUUGGUGAAGCGGCCUUCACGACGUCCCUGAAUUUGAUCUCGAGGACUCUGUUUUCGGUCGAUUUUGCAAAUUACGAUACUAAUUCAUCUCAAGAACUCAGGGACAUCGUAUGGGGUGUGAUGAAAAAUAUUGGUACUCCUAAUGUUUCAGAUUAUUUCCCUGUCCUUCAACCGAUUGAUCCACAGGGAGUGAUGCGCAGCACAAAUUCAUAUUUCCAGCGUUUGUUCGACAUUUUCGAUGGUCUGAUAAAUGAACGAUUGCUUAUCAGGGGAGGGUCAUCGGAGACAAAGAAAAAUGAUGUGUUGGAAGCCCUUCUGGAUGAAAACAUGAAGAAUGAAUCAAACUUCAACAUCAAUGUCCUGAAACAUAUGCUUCUGGAUUUGUUUAUAGCAGGAACAGACACAACUUCAGGCACUGUGGAGUGGGCAAUGGCUGAAUUACUUCGUAAUCCUGAAAAGCUACUGACUGCUAAAGAAGAACUCAAGCGAGUCAUUGGAGAAAACGGAGUAGUUCAAGAAUCAGACAUUUCCAGGCUCCCAUACUUGCAAGUAAUCGUUAAAGAAACAUUUCGCCUUCACCCGGCAGCACCAUUUCUAGUUCCUCAUAAAACUAAUGAAGAUGUUCAAAUCAGCGGGUACACAAUCCCAAAAGACACGGAAAUACUGGUCAACGCUUGGGCUAUCGCCAGAGAUGAAGGAACUUGGGAGCAAGCCGAAAUCUUCAAGCCUGAACGAUUUUUGGAAAGCGAAAUCGACGUGAAAGGGAAUCAUUUCGAGCUCACUCCGUUUGGUGCAGGAAGAAGAAUGUGCCCCGGGCUUCCUCUGGCUUAUAGGAUGGUACACCUAAUGUUGGCUUCUUUCAUUCACAACAUUGAUUGGAAGCUUGAAGGAGAAAUCAGACCACAAGAUUUAGACAUGGAUGAAUUAUUUGGGUUGACUGUACAGAAGGCACUCCCCCUCAAAGCCAUUCCAACGUGUGGUCAAAAUACGGAUUGAUUUAGAACAUCUUUUUUUUUUUUUGGGUGCAAAAGGAGACAAAUGGCUAGUUACAAGUUAUUACAAAUCGGGGGGUUUGAUGCCCAAUUACAUCAUGACAUUGUUUUUUUUUUUCGGUAAACUGUGAAUUUUAUUGCUUCAUGGUCAAGACAUGUACAUAUUUACAUUGUGGCAGCCAAAUCCAGCUCCAAACUGUCAAGAAAUCGAACAUCAUCACCACUACCAUUCCUAUAUUUAAACAAGAUGGACCAUUUGAUCUCUUCUUGCAAUCUGACAAAUCUACUUCCUGCUGCUUCAAUCUUGUUUCUAAAUCUCCUUGCAUUCCUUUCAGUCCAAAUAUGAUGAACUGCUGCAUUGAUACAUGCAUAUAAUACUCUUCUUCUCACUGCUUUCUGCUUCCAAAUGAUUGAAAGCCUUCUAACAUUCAGGUUGGUGAUAGUAGUUCUGAUUCCCAGCCAAGUCUGUAUUAAUGUCAUCACUUAGAGUAUCCACAAUCAAAGAACAAAUGUUGCACUGUCUCCUCUUCUUUCUGACAUAAAAUGCCUUGCUGAUCAUCCUCCAUCAUGUUCAUCUUGAUCAUCCUGUCAGUUGUUAAUAGCCUGCCUUGGCAUGCUAGCCAGCACAAUUAGCUAUGCUUAGGAACCGAAAACUUGCUCCAUAUGACUGGUGCAUGCUUCAUCUUUUCCUUCUGCCCUCUCAUCCACAUGUAUCCACUCUUAGCAUCAUAUACUUUCCAUCCAUUUCCUGUCCAUUUCCCAUCAAUUGUUCCAGCUUUCAGCUUUUCUCUGAUUUUCAACAAUGUCUUCCAGUGCCAACUACAAUCAGCAGGAACUUGGUAAUUCCAAAUACUUCUCCCUUUCAAGUAAUAUAUGUGCAUCCACUGUAUCCAUAAGCUUUCUUUGUUCUGUUCCAAUUCUCAAAUUUGCUUCCCCACCAAUGCCUGAUUCCAGAUCCCAGGUUCCCUGAUCCAUAAUCCUCCUGCUUUUGUCCUGCAUACAUCAUCCCAUGUUACAAGUGCUCUGGACCUUUCAUUGCUUUUUUCUCGGAAAAAAUGUCGUUCCUACUCAAAGCUUUACCCUCGUCGUCAAUCAUACCCAAUAGAUUUUCGGUUAGCCAACUUUACCCUAAUGUUUGAAAUUUUUGCCAAUUUCGUCCAAUCGGCCUA